Messenger RNA from Elephantulus edwardii (Cape elephant shrew), 905 nucleotides. RefSeq names its product ADP-ribosylation factor-like protein 15-like. Bases 93 to 707 code for a protein of 204 amino acids. Gene Ontology annotation, molecular function: GTPase activity; GTP binding. The transcript has 5 exons. The record is from RefSeq and is a predicted model, not a curated record. Lineage: Eukaryota; Metazoa; Chordata; Mammalia; Macroscelidea; Macroscelididae.
GUUGCUGGCAUUUCCAGGGCUGCUAGCUCGCAGCCAGAGACGCUGGUUUUUUUUCCGGGUUCGGAGCCGUUCCGGAUGCUUUAGGCUGCCGGAUGUCUGAUCUCCGGAUAACUGAGGCGUUUCUGUACAUGGAUUAUCUGUGUUUUAGAGCGCUCUGCUGCAAGGGACCACCACCUGCACGACCAGAGUAUGACCUGGUUUGCAUAGGCCUCACAGGUUCUGGCAAGACCAGUCUGCUGUCCAAGCUGUGCAGUGAGAGCCCCGAGAACGUCGUGUCGACCACAGGUUUUAGUAUAAAAGCGGUGCCAUUCCAGAAUGCCAUCUUGAAUGUAAAAGAACUUGGAGGGGCUGAUAAUAUUCGGAAAUACUGGAGCCGCUACUACCAAGGAUCUCAAGGGGUAAUAUUUGUGUUAGACAGUGCCUCUUCAGAAGAUGAUUUAGAAACUGCUAGGAAUGAACUGCACUCAGCUCUCCAGCACCCACAGUUAUGCACUUUGCCCUUUUUAAUAUUGGCCAAUCAUCAAGACAAGCCAGCUGCUCGCUCAGUACAAGAGGUCAAAAAAUAUUUUGAACUUGAACCACUUGCACGUGGGAAACGCUGGAUCCUGCAGCCCUGCUCGCUGGACGACAUGGACUCACUGAAAGAUAGCUUCUCUCAGCUGAUCAGUUUGUUAGAAGAAAAAGACCACGAAGCUGUCAGAAUGUGAAAUCUGGCAGAGACAACAAACGGGUUCCCAACAGGCCUUGAGCCUAUUAUGUUAGUCUCUCAUUUUCAUUUUAUUUUGGUAUUAAGACUCUAUCAGGCUGUAUCGAUAUUUCCCCCCCUCUGGUUAACUCAGACUCUCAUCUUUCUAUUAAAGUGAAUAUUCUGUAAAUCAGGUGAAUUAUCAUUGGCAUUAACGUCA